Messenger RNA from Physcomitrium patens, 2169 nucleotides. RefSeq lists its product as uncharacterized. The record is from RefSeq and is a predicted model, not a curated record. Lineage: Eukaryota; Viridiplantae; Streptophyta; Bryopsida; Funariales; Funariaceae. Gene Ontology annotation, molecular function: LPPG:FO 2-phospho-L-lactate transferase activity.
AAACGCCGCAACGCGACCACUCCUCACGAAACGCAUCAUCUCCCCACAAAUUCCUCUUUCCAACGAUAUAUUACAAGCCCCCAUUAGCACACACGCCGUGUGUAUGUCGCGGAAUGAACGCCGACGCACACAUCUUAAUGUCGUCGGAAAGUGGUGGUGGUGGCGACCGGGGCUUUACUUGAUUUUGCCACAUUGUUUGCGGAUCUCCCGUGGUUGUGUUAGUCGGGAAUUGCAUUAGCGGGGUCGCUGUCUCUUCUGAGGGAAACGAGCUUGCUUUUGAUGCUGAAUGUGAUUGGGCGUGAAAUGAUGUUUUGGCGAUGAGUGGCCAUGGUCGCAAUGAUCGUCCACCAUAGCUCCUCUCCCUUGUUCAUCAACCUGUGCCCGGGGUGUUACCAUCUGUGGCCUUGUGGAGGGGAGGGUAGCAGCAGCAGCAGAGUGAGUGGGAGGAGGAGUUGGGUUCAGCAGCACACAUGGGGUGGAGCGAGAAGGGUUAAGAUGGGACGGAGAGUGUGUGGGGGUGAAGAAGGGGGAGGAGUACAAGGGAGUGGGGACGCCGCGGUAGCGAUGUCGCUGUGGUAUGAGGGCAACUCGGUACGAUAUGGGGGUGUUUCAGGUUUUGUGGACCAGCAGUGUGGCGUGCUUAUGAGCCAGCAGUCUGAGGUUCAUUUGGAUGUGCACGUCCGCGGACCCUCCAUGCUCGUUUUUUCAGGUGGAACGGCCUUUAACGGUGUGGUGGAGGAGCUGAAGAAGUGGACGACGCGCGUCUCGCACGUUCUUCCGGUAUCAGAUGACGGUGGGAGCACAGCGGAGAUUGUGCGCGUUGUUGGAGGUCCUGCCGUUGGAGACAUACGGUCUCGAUGUUUGAGGCUUUCGAGUGAUAGUUCCGUGGAGGCCUUGGCAGUGAAGCGGCUGCUUGGUCACCGGUUGUCGUCCGAAGAGACAGAAGCAAAAGCUGAGUGGUAUGAAAUUGUGGAAGGUGAGCAUCAACUUUGGGAUAAUGUCUCUGGCCCAUACAGAGAAACAAUUAGGGCAUUUCUUGUGCACUUUCAAUGCCAGAUUCUUUUACGUUCGGUUGACAAGUUUUCAUUCAGGAAUGGAAGCAUAGGGAACUUCUUCUUUGCUGGAGCUCGCAUUUUUUUCCAAUCACUGGAUGCGGCAAUUUUUCUAUAUUCGCGAGUAUCCCACAUCCCAACACACAGUUUAGUGCUUCCAGCAAUCAGCACAAAUGAUCGACUGACUUUAGGUUGUGAACUGCUUGAUGGGACUGUCAUUAAAGGGCAAAAUGCAAUAUCGCAUCCAACAGUCAACGAUUCAAUGUGCAGAACAUCUGUAGUAAAGACGUCAUCUCCGCUGCCAUCACCUAUAAAGCGCAUUUUCUAUAUGUCCAGUGAAGGCAACAACAUAUUUCACGAGGUCUUCCCUGCUGUGAACCCUGCGGUGGUGGAGCAACUAUCCCUUGUCGAUGCUAUUGUUUAUGGCAUGGGUUCACUAUACACUUCCAUAUGUCCGUCUUUGGUCUUGAGAGGAGUUGGCGAAACCAUAGCUGCACGUUCGUGUCUUAAGGUGAUGAUUCUCAACAGUACGUAUGAUCGUGAAACUUUUGGUAUGCCUGCUUCAGCAUUCGUUGCCUCCAUAACCGAUGCACUCAAUCGCACGUUCUGUGAUUCCAUGGAGUCACGAAACUGCGAUGAUCCUUGUCCUAGCCUUGAUCACUCGCCAAGUGACUACAUUACAGUAAUGCUGGUGCCAGAAGGUGGGGACAUAAAAAUCGAUGUGGAAAAUUUGACACGAAUGGGAAUCGCUCGAGUCGUAACUGUAGACUCUACUAUUGAUGAAAAAUUGGGCAGGAUAUAUGAACCAAAAGCUCUGAUAGGAGCACUGCAAGUUGAGAUUGCCAUGCUCCAUUCACACGAAUGAAAAUAUCGAAGUAUAUUGAAAUAUGAUCUGACGUAAAAGCUGAAUGCAGUACAAAUGCACAAUAUGUUCUAGCCAGUAGGUAGAUUUUGUAGUUACCUGCAAACUCCAACUUAGGUGGACUUCCUGCUGUGGACAUAACUAGAAUGUUGGUUUCCGCUGAUUUCGCUACGAAUUUCAAACAAUGCAACGAAUUUGUAACAAAUUGGAUCUGAACUCAGGCGAGAAUAAAAAUGGGCAUCGAAGUAACGUAAU